AAAUGCACUGUAAUAAUGCAUAUCAAUUUCUUUCAAUGCAGAUGUGUCGAUGAACUGGAGUCUCAAUUAUCAAAGCAUGGGAGCCUGAGAAAACUGUAUUUCUAUCACCAGCAUCUCACAGCAGUCUUCAGGAACACUAUGUUUGGACCAGAAGGACGUCCCCAGCAUUGCUGUGCAUGGCUUGGCGUUGCCAGUAGUUUUCCAGAGUGUGCUUCUCCAAUUGUUCCAGAAGAGGUCACCAAAAUUGGGCGAGAUGCAGUCCUGUAUGUUGAAUCUCUUAUUGAAUCUGUUAUGGGAGGAUUGGAGGGCUUGAUCAAUAUUCUCGAUUCUGAUGGAGGUUUUGGUGCCUUAGAGACUCAGCUUCUUCCAGAGCAGGCGGCUUUUUAUUUGAAUAACACAUCUAGGGUGUCACUUCCUUCAACAAAAUCUCCCAAAGGAGCAGUUGGUUUUUCUCUGCCUGGGCAUGAGAGCUAUCCAGAAAAUAAUAGUUCUAUAAAAAUGUUAGAAGCUGCAAUGCAAAGGUUGACCAACUUAUGUUCAGUUUUGAAUGACAUGGAGCCAAUAUGUGUUCUAAACCAUGUGUUUGUUCUGAGGGAGUAUAUGAGAGAGUGCUUCCUCGGGAACUUCAGGAGAAGAUUACUUGCAGUGUUAAAAACUGACAAUGAUCUUCAGCGGCCUUCUGUGCUUGAGUCAUUGAUUCGCAGGCACAUGAGCAUAGUCCAUCUAGCAGAGCAGCACAUAAGCAUGGACCUAACCCACGGUAUACGAGAAGUUCUUCUCACAGAGGCCUUUUCAGGACCAGUUUCUUCUCUGCACUUGUUUGGAAAACCAUCUGAGCAGCCUACUGGAUCAGCCACUGAAGUUGUAUGCAAUUGGUACAUAGAAAACAUUGUCAAAGAUAUGUCAGGUGCAGGAAUCUUGUUUACACCAAUGCACAAAUGCUUCAAAAGCACAAGGCCUGUUGGUGGAUAUUUUGCAGAGUCAGUUACUGAUCUUGGAGAAUUGCAGGCCCUAGUGCGUAUUUUUGGUGCCUAUGGAAUUGACAGGCUAGACAGAAUGAUGAAAGAACACACUGCUGCACUUUUAAAUUGCAUUGACACAUCAUUACGUUCAAACCGUGAAGUUUUAGAGGCAGUUGCCGUCAGCAUGCAUUCUGGUGAUCGAAUAGAAAGGGAUGUAUCCCUAAAGCAGAUUGUGGACUUGGAUACUGUAAUUGGAUUUUGUAUUGAGGCAGGGCAAGCACUUGCUUUUGAUCAGCUUCUUGCUGAAGCUGCUGGAAUUGUGCUCGAAGAAGGUGCACCCUUGAUAUAUUCGCUACUUGCUGGGAUAGUUAAGCAUAUACCUGAAGAAAUGCCAGAAAAGAGAGAAAUUAAGAGGAUAAGAGGCGUAGCAAAUAGUGUUGGUCUGGUUGUGGAUCAUGAUUCUGAGUGGGUAAGAUCAAUUCUGGAAGAGGUGGGUGGUGCAAAUGAUGGUUCUUGGACCUUGUUGCCUUAUUUAUUUGCAACAUUCAUGACAUCAAGCAUCUGGAACACCACUGGGUUCAAUGUUGACACAGGAGGAUUCAACAACAAUAUUCAUUGCUUGGCAAGGUGCAUGAGUGCUGUAAUUGCAGGAAGUGAGCUUGUUAGAUUGGAACGUGAACAUCAGCAGAGGCAAUCUCUCUCUAAUGGCCAUGUUGGUGAGGCUUUAGAUCCUGAUUUACAUAGCCGUUUGUCUGCAGAAGCAAGUAUCAAAUCCGCAAUGCAGCUUUUUGUUAAAUUUGCUGCUGGAAUUGUGCUAGAUUCUUGGAAUGAAGCUAAUAGAUCUCAUCUUGUAGCAAAGCUUAUUUUCUUGGAUCAAUUUUGUGAGAUCUCUCCGUACCUUCCACGAAGUUCCCUUGAAGCCCAUAUUCCAUAUGCAAUUCUCCGUUCGAUUUACAGCCAGUACUAUUCAAAUUCUCCUUCCAUGCCAUUAGCACUACUAAGUUCGUCACCUCGCCAUUCACCUGCUGUGUCAUUGUCACAUGCAUCUCCUGUGGUGAAGCAGCCUCGAGGAGAUUCGACACCUCAGUAUGGCACAAAUGAUUCUGGAUACUUUAAGGGAACAUCAUCCCUCAGCCAGGAACACUCAUAUGAUACUGAUAAUGGAAACCUUCACAGCACUGAAAGUCGACACCGGAAUGUUCGUCGGUCUGGGCCUUUGGAUUAUAGUUCAAGCCGUAAAGUUAAAUUGAAUGAAGGUUCAACCUCAGGCAGCACGGGUCCCAGUCCAUUGCCAAGAUUUGCAGUAUCAAGAUCUGGCCCACUAUUGUAUAAAUAGAAAUGUGGUAAAGAGAUGGGAGGGUCAUAAAUUAUCCACUCGUCAAACUUCAGUUAUAUUAGAACACCAUCACAUAGCUAAAUAGAUGCAAAUUUUGGCAUGAUGUAAAUGUAAUACUUGGAAAUUUUGCCUUUUUAUUGUUUCCAAUCAUAUAAUUCGAUGUGAUCUUUAUGUGGGUUAAUC
This is a messenger RNA of Jatropha curcas, 2481 nucleotides long. The record is from RefSeq and is a predicted model, not a curated record. NCBI's taxonomy places the organism in Eukaryota, Viridiplantae, Streptophyta, Magnoliopsida, Malpighiales, Euphorbiaceae.